AUGGGUGAGUCGUUCGAGAAUGGCCAGAUUAUACACAAGUACAAGGUCCUGGGAAAAGCAGGAGAAGGAACCUUUUCAGAGGUCCUAAAAGCGGUACACUGUCACACCAACAAACAUGUAGCAAUCAAGCGGAUGAAACAAAAGUUUCACUCCGUCCAGCAGGUUAACAGUCUGCGCGAAGUCCAAGCGCUGCGACGCCUCAACCCGCAUAAUCACAUUAUUGCGUUAAAAGAGAUUAUAUUCGAUCGAAGGGCAGGAACAUUGAGCCUGGUUUGUGAACUAUGCGAGCAGAAUUUGUACGAAAUGAUUCGGGGUCGCUCAAGGCCGCUCAGCGAGAAAGUCGUUUCCUACCUCACUUUUCAGCUUUUAACUGCGCUGGAUCACAUGCACCGAGCGGGGAUUUUUCACAGGGAUAUCAAGCCAGAAAACGUCCUCGUUUCCGACAACCAUCUGAAACUCGGCGAUUUCGGAUCGUGUCGAUCAGUCCAUUCCAAACAGCCUCUGACAGAAUACAUCUCGACCCGCUGGUACAGACCGCCGGAAUGCUUACUGACGGAAGGAGUUUACGGCUGGAAGAUGGAUAUUUGGGCGGCUGGAUGCGUCAUGUACGAAGUUGCCACUCUCAGACCCUUGUUUCCUGGAGCUAAUGAAUUGGAUCAGAUUCAUAGAAUUCAUACGAUUCUUGGCUCCCCUCCUGAAAGACUUUUGAACAAGUUUUACAAGUGCAGGAAUCGCCAGAUCCCCUGGGAAUUCCCGAUCAAAGAUGGAAUCGGAAUCGAGCGAGGGCUGAGCAAUGUCAUGUCCCGUCAUGGCAUUUCGCUCUUGAAAAAGCUGAUCAAAUACGAUCCAGACGAGAGAAUUUCUGCCCGGCAGGCGCUUCGUUCAGAGUGGUGUCAGCUCGUUCAACGCGGCUCCCAGAACAUCGGAAACCGAGAAGGAUCGAAAGACUCCGGUGUUGACUUUGAAAGCCAUUCGGUCGCUUCCAACUACGAGAAUCAAAAAAAGAAACCAAAGACCCUUGUUAACCGCUCGCUAGCUACACACCCGAAUAACCCAAAAGAACCGAAUUUUCCGAAGUUCCCCCGGUUCAAGCCGCGCCAGAACCCGGUAAAGCCGGCGCAGAAAAAGAUGACGACGCAGAAGCUCCCCGCAAUCAACCAUCAAUCGAAGCAGUCCAAAAUGAUGAAGAUUCCGCCAUUCACGCUCAAUGGCAAAAGCCACCCGCAGCAGCUUCCCAAGCUCGAAAGAGUAAUCGAUUCCGUAUUCAGCCGCCUCCGCCAGAGUGAUAUGCAAGCUGCGGGGGAAACGACGGGCGGCACGCGUCGUCGGGUUAAAGUCUACCAGCUGAACGACGAUCGCCAGUGGGACGACCGAGGCACUGGUCACGUGACAGCGCAGACGGGUCCAGAUGAUGUCGUCUCGCUACUUGUUCGCUCAGAGGUUGACAACAGCAUCUUGCUCGACAGCGAAAUCAGACAGGAUACAAACUACUCAAAACAACAAGAAACGCUCAUUGUCUGGAGUGAGGAUCAAAACGACCUGGCUCUGUCCUUCCAAGAGCGACAGGGAUGCGAGGAAAUUUGGGAACGCAUCUGCCAAUGCCAGGGGCGCGAUCCAGACCAAACUGAUCCGCUGCAAUCGUCAGAUGAGGAGCCAGAAGAUGACUUGGAACUGCCCUCGCCGGAAGUCAGAAAUAUAGAGCAAAUCAGAGACAGCAUUCAAAAUCACUGUCGAAUGCAACGCCGAGAGAAACUCGCAGCUGCGAUCAAGGGCCAGAACUACAUUCCAAAGCUCUUGGAGGUCUUCCACUCUGUUGAGGAUUUGGAAGACGCAAACAGUCUCCGUGUCUUGUACGAAAUAUUCAAAUCUAUCUGGCUGCUCAAUCAAGCAGAUCUAUACGAGAUCAUGUUUAAGCCAGAAUACAUUUUUGAUGUGGUGGGGGUGAUGGAAUACAACCCGACGAGAAAAGACGAAUUAAAACACCGAGAUUACCUGAAGAACAUUUGCUCUUUUCAAAACGUGCUCAACGUUGACGAAGUCAUCGCAGAAAGAAUCACAGAACUCUACAGGAUGCAAUACGUUCAAGAGUCAGUUCUCCCCGCGCCAAGCAUGUUCGAAGCAGACAACCUUGCCAGUCUGGCAAGCUACAUCUUCUUCCAAAAGGUCGACCUGCUGAAAAUGAUCCUAAAAGAUCCAACACUCAUCGAUUCCUGCGUCAAAGAUCUGAAAGAUGAAAAAACCAGCCCAAAACGACAAGUCGAGCUCUGUCGAUUCCUCAAAGAAUUUUUUAUCUACGCUCAACAUCUGCAGGCGCCAGAAAAGGAUGAUUUUAUAAACACGCUGAUCAGAAAUGGGAUUCUCUCUGCGAUAGAGGUCUUGCUCGACUCUAAGUAUGCCAAAGUGAGGACUUUGGGGGCAGAUCUCAUCUGCCAAAUUGUCGAGGUUCACAAUUGUGCGUCGCAGAUCAGAGAGCACAUUCUCAAAACUCGAUAUAACAACGACUACCCCAACCCUCGCAAUCUGAUGUCACUCCUGCUGUGCGUGGCGCUAAACGAUCCCGACUCCGAGUCCGCCAUGGCCUUUAAUAUGAUGUACUCAAUCAAGGCGAUUUUGGAUCCGGAAAACAUGAUUCGCAACGCGACGGAAAAGCCCGACUUCCUCGGCUUUUUCUACAAAGAAUGCGUCGGCCGCCUCACUCACUACAUUAGCUCUGUUGCGACGCCGACCAAGAUGAUCAGAGACGACUAUCACACAGCCUCAACCUGCGUCAUCAUCAUGGAAUUGCUAAUGAUGAUGGUUGAGAACCACACUUAUCAUAUAAAAAAUCACCUGUUGCACCGAGACACGCUAAAACGAGCAAUGAUGCUUAUCCAAUCGCGUCACACAUUCCUCUCGCUCUCCGCGCUCAGACUUCUUCGCAAAAUCAUCGGAAAAGGAGACGACACUUACAACAAACUCGUCGUCAGGAACGACUUGCUGACUCCAGUUGUGGACGCUUUAUUCAACAACGGCAGCAGAUACAACCUCCUCAACUCUUCGAUACUCGAACUAUUCAAGUACGUCCACGACGAAAACGUCAAAACCCUCCUCGAACACACGCACGAGACCUUUGGCGAGCGCCUAAAAACAAUAAAAUACACAGACAUCUUCGAAAAAAUCCAGACAAAGGUCCAACAAGACGGCGAUGAACAGCAAAAUCAGAGAUCUUGGAGCGCUCGUUUCCGGCCACAUCCCUCGCCAAGUAGUAAUAAUUCGCGCGCCGAAACAAACUGGUUCGAAAUCGACGACGACGAUAAACCCGACAAGCUCGGCAAAGCGCUGGUCGACUACCAAGACUCGGACUCUGAUGGCGAAACGGAUCCAGACAAAACACCGGUGCCAGGCGAGAGUGCGAGCACGUCGAAAGAAGGCGAAGGCGGCGAGGCGGAACGGGAAGAGGCGAACAACGCGCAGAAUGAAGAAGAAAUGUCGAUAGACGGCGCCAAAGAUACACAAAGUGCAGAGAGCAAGCAGGAGGAACAGGGGGAUGAAGCUAAAGCCGAGAAAGAGGAUCUAACGAAGAAUGAAACAGAGAAAAGUGAAGACGUACUAAAAGUCGGCGACAAACGAGACUCCGAAUCGUCGGAAAACCCUGACUCCUCGCAACCAAAGCGAGCCAGACUGGAAGAAGAAGCAGCUGACGCUCCUGCGGCCAAAGUGGAAGAAGCGCAAGCCAGCCCAAACUCGGAAAUCGAGAAAAGCCUAGUUGAGACCCUAGACAAUUCGCUGCCCGAGCAAAAGAGCACAACUCAGGAAACACCAACCGAGGCGGGAGACGCCGUCUCUUGCUGA
Messenger RNA from Oikopleura dioica, 3831 nucleotides. NCBI's taxonomy places the organism in Eukaryota, Metazoa, Chordata, Appendicularia, Copelata, Oikopleuridae. The record is from the annotation of a GenBank genome assembly.